ACUGUUAAAAUAUAUACACUUAUCGUCUUGUUAGUAGGAAUUGAAAUUUCAUCCACACCAUGCAUGACAAGAUAACAUCAAACAAUCGGCACCUAUAAGAUCUGAAUUGCAUUGCAAAAAAUGCGAUUCAUUGUUAGUAGUUGUCAAAACGCCAACCAUGAACGUAGAAAAAAUCGAAAAACUCGAAGAUAUCGUCCCUUUGGGCGAGAACAAGACCAUAAUAGACCACCAAGUGAAACGUUUGACAGCCGCUGGUGAGAACUAUGGUAGUUUAAUGCUCAGUGUUGAUAUCACCGUCCAAAAUGCUUAUGGCACUGAAGAAAUCCACACCGUUGCAAAAAUGGUACCACCGAAUGACUUCAUCCAGGAAGUUUUCAACACCCAGACGACCUUCAAAAACGAGAUUGGCUUUUACAAUAACAUAGUACCGGCUUUGCAUGAGUUCCAGAGGGAACAAGGUAUGGACGAACUUGUAGACUUUUCCCCCACGUACUACGGAGGUCGGAUAAAUUUAACUGGAGACUCGAGUGUCGUAGAUUCGGAUGCUGUUCUUCUGCUAGAGAAUUUGAAGACCGUCGGGUAUAAGAACUUCGAGCGAACGCUAGGAUUUGAUCUAGACACUUCUAAAUUAAUAGUUGCUGAUUUGGCGCAUCUGCAUGCAGUACCGUUAGGACUGAAACUGAAAAAGCCCGAUGUGUUUGAAACCGAAGUGAAGAAGUACUUAGCACCUUUCAACCCUCAACGACCCGAUUCCUCUUAUCAAAGAUUUUUUGCUACGAUUGAUAAAAUAGAUGAACUGAAACUUUUCAAGAAAAGAAUUCAGAAGGCUUUCGACAAUUCUUUGCAACAGAGCGAGGCCCGCGAACCCUUUGCGACCGUUGUUCAUCAAGACUGCUGGGUAAACAACAUCAUGAUUAAAGUGGAAAAGGGAAAAUCCGUGAAAAAUAAGUUUGUUGAUUUCCAAAUUUGCGACUACGGCUCUCCGGCUAAAGAUUUAAUUUACUUUCUUUUCUUAAGUGUACAGAAUAACGUCCUGGAAAAACAUUACGACGAUUUAAUCCGGUACUACCACCAAACGUUCACGUCAACCUUGCAGAAACUCAAAUGUGACACUACAAGAUUCUCAUUUGACGCUCUCUUGAAGGAAAUUAAUUAUGAAGCUGCCCAUUCACAGUUCAUACAAUUGAUGUUCAGGACUUUUCCAAUUUUUGCAACAAAAGGGACAGUGAAGGAACUGUCGGAAAUAACCCCAGCCGACUUGAUACCGGAAACGGCCGAGACCACGGAUCUUCACAAGCAAAAACUAAUUUUUAUUGUUAAACAAUUCGUUAAACAGAACUGGAUUUAAGUAAAUUUUUUGAGAACAA
Zophobas morio is the source of this 1367-nucleotide messenger RNA. RefSeq lists its product as uncharacterized. The transcript has a single exon. Lineage: Eukaryota; Metazoa; Arthropoda; Insecta; Coleoptera; Tenebrionidae. Bases 158 to 1348 code for a protein of 396 amino acids. The record is from RefSeq and is a predicted model, not a curated record.